Molecule: messenger RNA, 1656 nt
Organism: Rotaria sordida
Lineage: Eukaryota; Metazoa; Rotifera; Eurotatoria; Philodinida; Philodinidae
Source: the annotation of a GenBank genome assembly
AUGGAACAUUCAAAAUUGUAUAAAUUGACUGAACAAGCAUCGAAGAAAUUAUAUGAAUCUGUCAAUGAUAUUGAAUCAUUGAAUCAAUGGAAAAUACAAAUGAUUAAUUUAAUCGAUGAAAUUGCUCAAUUAAAAUUAUCUACAUCAAUAGAAAUUAAUAAAAUAAAUAAUACAUCUCUUGAUCCUACAGAUUGGUUAUCAAGUAGACAUAUCGCACAUCAAAUGCUUGAUUCAUCUAUAGAAUUCAUUCAAACAGUACGAAGUCAUCCUGUUUGGCAACCGAUUCCCAUCGAAGUUCGUAAAUCUAUUGAACAGGAAUCUUUACCUGAACAAGGUCAAGCAUUAUCAAAGGUAUGUCAUGAUGCAUUAACAUAUAUUUUUCCAUAUAUUAGAGGUAAUAUUCAUCCUCGUUUUUGGGGAUGGGUUAUGGGUGAAGGUACAUUAGGUGGUAUAUUAGCUGAAAUGAUGGUGGCAACUAUGAAUAUCAAUGCAGGAGGAUGUACUCAUAGUGCUGUUCUUGUUGAACGAACAGUUAUUCAAUGGAUGCGACAAUUAUUUGGUUUUCCUAAAGAUAAUAAUGGUGGUAUUGUUGUUAAUGGAACAUCAAUGGCUUCUAUUAUUUGUAUGGCAACAGCACGUCGACAAUUUUUAAUUAAUAUUAGACAAGAUGGAAUUGUCAAUGGACCACAAUUAAUUGUUUAUGCAUCAAAAGAGGUACAUAUAUGUAUUGGUAAAGCAUUAGAAGUAUUAGGAUUUGGUUUAAAAGCAAUGCAUUCAAUAUCUGUUGAUGAUAAUUUUUCUAUUAAAAUUGAUGAAUUAAAAAAAACAAUAGAAAAUGAUCGAAAAAAUGGUUUAAUUCCAUUUUGUAUCAUUGGAAAUGCCGGCACAGUAAAUACAGGUGCUUUUGAUAAUCUUAUUGAACUUUCAACAAUUGCUCGUAAAGAAAAUAUGUGGUUUCAUGUUGAUGGUGCUUUUGGUGGUUUAGUUAUACUUGAUCCAGAACGUCGUCAUUUAGUACAAGGUAUUGAACAAGCAGAUUCUUUAGCAUUUGAUUUUCAUAAAUGGUUUCAUUGUCCAUAUGCUGCUGGUUGUGUUCUUAUUCGUAAUGGUACUCAUCUUUUAUCGACUUUUUCUGUUCAUCAAUCAUAUUUAGCUGAUAAUGAACGUGGUUGUGCAGGUGAUAAACCAUGGUUUUGUGAUUUAGGUCUUGAAUUAUCACGUCCAUUUCGAGCAUUAAAAGUUUGGUUUACAUUAAAAGAACAUGGAAUUAUAAAAUUAGGUCAAAAAAUUUCAGAUAAUUGUCAACAAGCUCAAUAUUUAGCUUCAUUAUUAGAAAAAUAUAAAGAUUUUAUUCGUAUUCUUCGUCCUAUAACAUUAAAUAUCGUUAAUUUUCGAUUGGAACCUAAAGAAUUAGAUAUAUUGAAUAAUGAAUUAAUUGAUAUAUUUAAUAAUGAACUUCUUGCUGAUAUUCAAUUAUCUGGUAUAGCAGUAGCAUCAACAACUCGUAUAUAUAAUCAACUUUAUAUUCGUGUAUGUAUUGUUAGUCAUCGAUGUAUUUUAGAAGAUUUCGAUAUUUUUGUGGACAAUCUUCUUAAAUUUUCUCAUACUCGACUUCAAAAUCUUAAGCAAUCAAUAAAUUCAGUUGAUCAAGAGUAA